This is a messenger RNA of Pectinophora gossypiella (pink bollworm), 1896 nucleotides long. It is a transcript of the gene Hus1-like, whose product is annotated as checkpoint protein HUS1. Gene Ontology annotation, biological process: mitotic DNA replication checkpoint signaling; meiotic DNA integrity checkpoint signaling; mitotic intra-S DNA damage checkpoint signaling. Lineage: Eukaryota; Metazoa; Arthropoda; Insecta; Lepidoptera; Gelechiidae. The coding region runs from base 87 to 962 and encodes 291 amino acids. The record is from RefSeq and is a predicted model, not a curated record. The transcript is spliced from 6 exons. Gene Ontology annotation, cellular component: site of double-strand break; checkpoint clamp complex; nucleolus.
CGCGAAAUCGCAAAUAGGCGUGAUUUGUUUACAUAUCGUAUUUAUUCCAAUUUUUAAUGAUUUGUUGUGAAAGUGGUUAAAUUAAAAUGAAGUUUCGUGCUGUAAUGAUAGACGCAGGACCCAUGCGGGAAUUUACCAAUAUCGUGGGUACUAUAUCAAAGAUAUCAAAAGAAUGUGUUCUGAGGUUGUCUGAUGAUCAAGUAUACUUUAUCGUGAGUGACGAGAAUAGCGGUCCGGCGCCCCCUGUUCUUUGGUGCGAGAUGCCACAAGCGAUGUACUUUUCUGAAUACCAAAUGGUUGGUUUGGAUGAAGGGCAUAAAGAUAUUUACUUAGGAUUUAGUUCAGUUAAUUUAGCCAGAUCGCUAGUCACAUUGAAAUCUGCAAAAUCCUUGAAGAUGAAACUUACUAAGAAGCAGUGUCCCUGUCUUACAUUGGAAAUUGAAAUUCCAUCCACAACUUCACAACAGACGCGAAAUGUGACUCAUGACAUUCCAGUUGCUGUGAUCCCACGAAAGAUGUGGGAAGACUUCCACGAACCAAAAGUACCACAACCCGAUAUAUCCAUAGAGUUACCGUCACUCAAACAGCUCCGCACUACGAUCGAUCGAAUGAGGACUAUGGCUUCAGAAGUGGUGAUCAGAGCGUCGGCAGAAGGUCGACUGACGUUGCAAAUCAGUACAGACAUGGCCAAAGUGUCCACUAGGUUCAAGGAUUUGAGAGUUGAGACUUUUGAUGGUCCGAUUGAACAUUCGGACUCCGAAACGGAAACUCAAAACGAGGAUAUAAGCAGAGUGUGCCACUGUCGUGUCGAUGCGAAGAAGCUGUCCAUAUUCCUCAGUGCAGACAGUAUAUCCCACAACAGAACCAUAUGUAGUAUUGUGCAUAAGAAACUUGUGAUAUUGUGCUUACAAACUGAAGAGAACGCAAAGUUACAGUGUUUUAUUAACGGGAUUGUGUAUUGAAGACGCAUAGUUCACGACUAUAUUCUACAUUGGGGUAGUCUUAGGUACAUCCAUAGCUAUAUGUACUAAGUACCCACAGAGAUGAUUAUUUAUUAUUUGACAUUUCACGACUUUACAGUGCAGAAACGCCAAUGCGGCGUGAAACUUUCAAUAUAAACAAUAAUAUAAUUAGACAUAUGAAACUUAAGUGGAAACAGUAUAAAUCAUAUUUAAUUUUCACACAUCAUCUCGCAGAACCUCAGACACUCGCGACACACAUACGUCCACUCACUCACAAACAGACGUCACACCUCAUCGAGGAUGCGUUAGGAUUAGAAUGAUUCCAUAAAGCUACACGGGCAUCCAGAAUGAGUCACAUACAAACAAGCUAGGCUAAAACAGGCUUGUGAAUGCUGCUACUGCUGGGCAAAGGCCUCCCCUUGAUUCCUCCCUUCGAUAAGUGUUGAGGUCACCACACCAUUAUUUACGGAGUCUGGCUUGACUAAAGUAUAUUGAUGGGAGAGGAUGGUUAGUUUAAAUUGCUUCUUCACCACAUUGUCCGAAAGUAAGAUGAUCCGUGCUUCGGAAGGCACGUUAAGUCGUUGGUCCCGGUUACUACUUACUGAUGUAAGUAAGUAGUCGUUACAUGAGCCAUGUCGGGGCCUUUGGCGGCUCAAUAGUAACCCUGACACCAGGGUUGAUGAGGGUGGUACUCCACCUCACAAACCACACGAUAGAAGAAGAUCCAAAACACUUGGUAAAAAGAAAUCCUAAAAUGAUUUACGUAGCUACCUGAAAUAAAAUGUUACUAGUUACUACUAUGAAAUAAGUUGGUACUAGAGCUAUGGGAGCAAAGUUCAAUGCGCUGUAAACAGUGCUGUGUUUACAUCUGUAUUUUGUAAUCGCAAGAAUUGUUAACUGGCAAAGCCGGAAAUUAAAAAAGUUUUUUAGAAAA